UUUCCGCGUACGGAUCAUUGUCAAAUACCAUAUACCCUCGUGUUAUUAUUAUUUUAUUUUAUUAUUUCAUUUUUUUUUAUUUAAAAGUUUAUAAAUAUCGUGAAAAUGUAUUUAUCUGAAAAAUAAUUUUUUUUUUUUGCUUUUACUUUCUUUGCUGCUAAGUAUAAAAAACGGGUUUAUCAUACUAAGCUGAUAAGGAGUUUUUUUAAAUUGGAUAAGAUUUGUAAAAAUUACCCAUUGUGGAGGGUGACGUAAGGCAUACGAGGCAUCGGCAUGUUACAAUCACACCGAUUAGGGUUCAGCUGUCCGGAAAUGGAAACGUGACAAAGAUUGAAUUGGAGCUAGAAGAAGCUCCGGAUGGAAAGGAGGACAGGCAGCCCGCCAUCCUCGUUGGCUCAAUGUCGUCGGAAUUGGAUUCUACAGCCGAAAUAAAUUCCACUUAUCCAGGACGUUAUCCACGACCUGGUGGAGCUGUAGUAGUACGAGCAGAAGAAGCACUCAUUGUAGUCUUUGUUCUGUUACUUUGGAUAGGUGCCAUCGCUUUAUUCUUUAACCGUUGGGGAAAAAUACGGAUGUUAGAACCUUACCAGCCAAAAUUUCAACAACAUCGUAAUAGUUGUAGCUCCGUUGAUCCAGUACCUUUGCGUUCGUGUUCAAAAUUUAAUAUUCACUGUGUGGAUCAUUCGCAAUGUCAAGCAGUAAUUCGUCCAAGACAAAACAGCGUAUUUGUGGAUUCAAGUGCUUCAAUGUUAGGUGAAAAUGGUAAUUUUUCUCGACGUACUCGAAGUGCUUUUAAUCUUCAGUCAUUGGUACAAACAGAAAUAAGUGGAGGUGAAGAACAAGGUCAAAUUGAAGAAAUUAUUGAAGCAGAGGAAGAGAUUAUUCCAGUGAUGAAUCUAAAGUCUUUCAACGAGCAUCCAAAACCCUUAAGAUCAUUUCAACGUGAAAGAGGAAUGAGUAUUUGUCAGUUUGAUAGAACAGAUGUACUUGUUAGGCCAUUGCAACGUGAAAGAGGAAUGAGUAUUUGCCAGUUUGAUCGGAUGGAUGUUCUUGCUAGGCCUUUACUUAGAGACAAAGGCAUGAGCAUUUGUCAUUUUGACAGAAUGGACGUUCUUGCACGUCCACUUUAUCGCGGUAGCCGUCCUAAUAUUUUAACUAAUGCUGAAAAACUUGAAACCUUAGGAAAGUCAUCACAGUGUUAUCGUGAUAGUAGAGCGAGUAUUGGGAAUGCUGAAAGCUUUACAAAGGUUCUUCAUCAACGAUCAAAAGAUUUUAGACCACCAAAUCUUGUUAGUACUGAUAGGGCGGAAUCACUUGGCCGAAAUACUUCGACGACACUGCGAGAAAAAACAGCCGCCACUACCACCACAAUCACCAUGGCCACCACCACUACUACAAAUACUUUUACUGGGUCUACUACUAUAUCACCGAACGAUCGACCCUCGUGCAGUAAAACACCCGACAUAAUUCUUGGAUAUAAAGCGACUUGUGUGUAAUUUGUCAGGUGAUUUUUCUUGCGUAUCACUACAGUCUAGUCUCUUCCUCUGUUGUAAUUUUUUUAUGCAGCACGGAUGCAUUUAACGACUGAGUAUUGGCCAAAAUUUUUUUAUUACGAGUAAAUAAAAAAAACUUUAUUGUUUGUAUGUUUAUUUGUUUUCUUCUUAUUUUGAUAUUUUCAUUUACGUUAAAUAUAUAUUCAUUUACUUUUUAUUUAUAUGUGUGUACUGCUUGGUAUAAUUUAUUAUUAUUAUUAAUUAUUUGUGCUUAGAGAUACUAAGAGUUAUUGGUUGUGUUAAUUAAGUUAUAAAUAAUGAAAUGAGAACAGGGAGAAAGUAAAAUAAAAAGAAAAAAAAGUAAAUUAAUGAAAUUGAUGAUUUAUGAAAUUUUAGUGUUAUUAAUAUAUGUUAUGAAAAUUGAAAUAUUAUUGGUAAAAAAAGUAUGGUGAGUGAUGAUGAGAUUUGAAAAAUUUCAAUUUAAAAAAUAAAUACUUAUUAUAUAUAAAAUAAAUAGUAUAGGGAAGACCGGGGCAAGACGGCCCACCUGGGGCAAGAAGGCCCACCUCAAAAAUUAACCAAAUUUUUUUUUUUCUUGUUUUCUUUUGAUUAUCACAAAUUUAUAUUAUUUACUCAUUUUUAGCCCGAUACGUGAAACUUGGGGCAAAAUGAACCACUCAAAAAUUCUAAAAGAAAAUGUAUUUUAUAGUAUUAUAACCUAGUCAUGAUUAAUUUAAUAGAAAUAUCAUUUUUUGGUUAAUUAUAUGGAUUUGGAUUAAAAUAGAGCAUUUGAAAAAGUUAAAAAAACCAAUAAUCAAUUUUAAUUAAAUAAUUUCAAUAACUUCUUAAUUUAAUAAUCAAUUUAAAUUAAAAUUCAGUUGUACAGUAUUUGGUAAUAUGCUUGGAAAAAAAUUAAAACACUCAAUUUUUUUCUACAGAAGUGAAAAAAUGACUCGUAUUAUAUCAAAAAAGGUUAUUUCGAGUAAUAUUAAAGUAAAUACAGUUGUUAAAGAGAAAAAUAUAAACAUUUGUUACGCGGGAAAUUUUUUUACAAUUAAAAAAAAUUAAUUUUUUUUUUCAUUUUUUUUCGGAGGGGGCCGUCCUGCCCCCAAAAAAAAAUUUUUUUUCAGGAGCUUCACCAAAAUUUUGGUGAAUUGAGUUCAAGUUGGACAAGAGUAAAUCGACUUGAUGGUUAAAAGCCACAAAUAAUAAUAACCGGCUUAGGUGGGUCGUCUUGCCCCGGUCUCCCCUAUACUAAAAUAAGUUUUAAUUAUUUUUUAAGAUUAAAAUUUUUAAUCUUAAUUUUUUAUGGUACAUAAUGUAAUAAUUUUUGUAGUAAUAACAUUAAAUUUUUUUAAAGAAAAGUUUAUAACAUAAUUGUAUAAUGAUAAAUAUAUCAAAAAUUAUUUCAGCUCUCACUAAAAAUUCACACUAUUUAAUUUAUCAUACUUAUUAUGAAUAUUCUUAGUCCGUUUCUUCAUAUUGAUUUGAUCGAAAUACUUGUGUCUAUAUAAUUUAAAAAAAAAAUAAUAAUAAAUAAAUAACUCAGAAUAUAUUUUUGUACGAUAUUUGAAAAAUACUUCUGCGACCGGUUAUGAUUAAUAAUAUAAAAAAGCAAAUGAAAAACGAUAAUAAAAAAGUCGUUUUAAUUUUAUGGGGAAAUAUUAAACGUUGAAAUAACACGUUUUUUUAUAAACCACAUUAAAGUACGAGUAAAAGUGAUUACAGUAUUCUAAAUGAUUGUAAGGCGAUAUAUUUAGCUUUUUGAAAAUAAAUUCGUUUAAAUUUAAUCAGCAAUUUAUUUAAAAGUAUGAAAAUAAAUCCGGAUAUAAAAAGUAAUUUUUUUUUUCUAUAAAAAGUUUAUAAAAGUCUAGUUUAUUAAUUUUAGUAAAUUUUAAUUACAUUUCUUACAUACUUAAAAAUGGUGCCGCGCUAAAAAAUCUAUGGACAAAAUAUCUACGACAAAAUAUCCGCGUGAAAGUAUUGACGGACAAAAUAUCUACGUUCCAAAAUAUCUACGGGACACAAUAUCCGUGGAUAAAACAUCCACUGACAAAAUAUCUGUAGUCAAAAUAUCUGUGGACAAAAUAUCCAUAUUUAAUAGAUGAAUUAAAGAAAAAAUAUUCAUAUUUUUAUUUAAUUUCGUCAAUUACUGGAUUGUUUUGAGCGUACUUGAGUAGGUGUGUUAUGAAGUAGCGGUAAAAGGCUACUAAAACCUUUGAUUGAAAUAUAACAUAUAUAUUUUUUAAUAGAUAAGUGAUCCCUACUUUACACACAGAAUAUUAUUUCGGUCGGUAACUUCGUCUGCAGACAUUUCAUAGUGUUUAAAUUUUGUCCACGGAUAUUUUGUCCGAAGAUAUUUUUUCCUUUGGAUAUUUUGUCCACAGAUAUUUUGUUACGGAACCCUUAAAAAUAUAAAUUUUCCCGAGUCAAAAUAUUAAACUUACAUUUAACAUAUGUUAACUUAUAGAACUUUCAUAAGCUUAGUGAACUUACAUCAAACUUAAAUAACUUAAUGGGAUUGAUUAUAACUUGAAUCGACUUAAAUAAAAAUAUUGACUUAAUUAUAAUAAUAAAUUUUUUUUCUGUUCACUCCAAAAUUGAGUGAGUUUUGAUGAUUCUGGAGCAGCUUUCUCGUAGAUAAGUUCCUCGAAAAAUUUUUUUCCUUUCAGCGCGUUCCCCAAUGUCACCUGGAGUAGCUGGUGGUUCUGGUCUGUGAGGAAGUUGCUUUGGAAUCAUCCAAGCUCACUCAAGUUUGGAGUAAACAGAAAAAAAAAAUGUUUCUGUCCCCUCAACAAGUUCCUUAACGACAACUGAUGCAGCAUCACUGCUCGUCUUCAGGAACUAUUAAAUAGAUACAAUAGAUUAUGUAGCCUUUUACUGUGGCUUCUUUUUAGUUUUGUACUGAUCAAUCUCAUUAGUACAUUCAAGUUCACUUUGGGUUAUUUAUAUUCCAGGUAAGUUAUAAUUAAGUCAAUAUUUUUAUUUAAGUCCAUUUAAGUUGUAAUCAAGCCCAUUAAGUUAUUUUAGUUCGAUGUAAGUUCACUAAGCUUAUGUAAGUUCUAUAAGUUAAUGUAAGUUAAAUGUAAGUUCGAUAUUUCGAUUCGAGUGACUGCUCAUCAGUAGUUUAAAUCGUGUACUCGGAUAAAUCUUAUAAACUUUAAUAUUUAAAUCCUUUUUGCAUAUCUUCUUCUUAUUAUUAUUAUUAAAUUGUAAUAUAAUAAUAAUAGACUUGAAUAUUUUAAAAGUAUAUAUUAUAGUACUGUAAUUAUUAUCUAGAUGUAUUUCAACGAAUCUAAUGACUGGAUACUUAAAAUUAAUGUUAGGAAAAUUAUAUAAAUUAAUAUAUAUAUAUAUAUUAACUAUAAGUGUAUGAGUUAUAUAAAUUAUAUAUGUAUAUCGAAUGUAAUAAUAAUAUAUAAAUGAAAAUGAUAAGAUUUUAAUUACGUAUAUCGAUAAUGAAAGUAAUGUCCGAUAUUUUCGAAAGCACUAAAUAUUUUUUUACAUAAAACAGAAAAAUAUAAUUAUUUAUUAAAACUAUGUGUGUAAAUAUCAAAAGAUAUAUAAAAUAAAAAAAAAAGUUACUGAACAGUGUACAGACCCUAUCCAAAUAAUGAUGAAUAAGAUAAUAAUAAUAAUAAUAAUAAAUGAUAAAAUCUUUCGAAAUGUCAUAUAUUACUUUCUAAAUUGAUAAAAAUAUAGAUAUAGUCAAUAAUUGUUUAUUAAAAUAAAAAAAAAUAAUAAUAGUGUAUGCUUCGUUGAUCGAAGUUGGGAUAAAACUUUCAGACCAAGAGAUUAAAAAAAUGUUUAGUAUUUUAAAAUUACAAUUUUAUCUUAAACAUUUAUGGAACGAUCAUUAAAUGAAUUGAUCGAUAUUGGAAUAUGGGACCUUCUGUUAAUAUACUUGAUAUAUAUGGAAUACAUAGUAAUAAAUAAUAUUCGACAUUUCAAAUGUUUAAUUAUUCAUUAUUAUACAUAUAUAUGUAUUGUACUUAUAUUCAAUGGCUAUGUCUACUCAUCAAUAUAAAAAAAAAAUUAUUAGACUGCUAGUAUAACAUAUUUAAUAGGUUAUUACAUGUGACGGUUAAAAAGUAAUAAUGUAAUUGAAAUUCAUUAAUUAAUUAAUAAAAUAAUUUUUUUUCUUCAACUUUAUGACAAUGGUUCAAUUUUGUAAAUAAAUUAUGUAGGACCUCAGUCAUGAUGUGUGAUGAUUAUUCCAAU
Messenger RNA from Microplitis mediator, 5714 nucleotides. RefSeq lists its product as uncharacterized. The record is from RefSeq and is a predicted model, not a curated record. Bases 399 to 1496 code for a protein of 365 amino acids. Lineage: Eukaryota; Metazoa; Arthropoda; Insecta; Hymenoptera; Braconidae. The transcript has 5 exons.